ACAAUCAAAGGCUACAUUACCACCGGCCGUCUCUUAAUUAGGUUGCGCUGGAUAUAAAAUCUAGUGGAUGCUAUAGAUUAAUAUGAGCAAUCAAUCAUAUGAUCAUACCAUAGCCUGUAUCUAGACAGAUGACAAAAAACUAUACAAUUAGAGUGAAAGCAUAGUUUGAUCGAUGAUACUGAAUGAUAGGUAUACUUAUAGAACGUGGGGUUUGUGUGUUGACCUCGAUCAUUGCACACCGCUGAACCAGAUCAGGCCACAGCGCAUAGCUAGAAGGUGGCCGAGAGAGUAUGGACGCCGGCAAGGUGGCCGAGCUGCGCAGGGUCGACCUCCGCGGCCUCCGACCCGGCGGGCCUGGCUGGGUGCAAGCCUGCGCGGCGGUGGCUGCGUCGAUGGAGGAGCUCGGCUGCGUCGUGGUCGCCCACGGCGCGCUGGACGGCGAGCUCCGGCGGGACCUGUUCGGCCGCGCGAUGCCGGAGCUCUUCGCGCUCCCUCUGCCGGCGAAGCAGGGGACGCUGUCUGGCCAUAUCGGCGGCUACAUCGGGCCCGACCCGGAGAAGGCCCCUGGCCUCGAGAGCCUGCGCAUCUCCGAAGCCACGGACGCCGGCAAAGUCCACGCCUUCGCUGAUCUCGUUUGGCCCGACGAUGGGAACGCCGCUUUCUGUCAGACGAUAGGAGCGUUUGCCAAGGGCAUGCUGGAGCUGGACCACGCGGUGCAGAAGAUGGUGCUGGAGAGCCUGGGCGUCCGGAAGGAGCGCGUCGACUCGCACCUCGCGUCGCUCGUCUACGACGUCCGGCUGUCCCGCUACGGGGCCCUGGCGCCUGUGACCGCCGGCGACGACGACGAAGCGACGACGUACAUGGUCGCGCACAGGGACUGCAGCAUGGUGACCACCAUCACGCAGCACGAGGUGGAGGGUCUGCAGGUGCGUGGCAGGGACGGCGCCUGGAUCACCGUGGCCCCUGAGCCCGGCACGUUCGCUGUUGUCGCCGGCGAGAUGUUCACGGUGGUGACGAACGGGAGGGUGCCUGCCUGCGUCCACCGCGUGAGGACGCCGAGCAACCGCGAGAGGCUGUCGGUGCUGUUCGGGUCGUCGCUGAAGCACGGCGCCGUGGUGGGCGCGCUGGAGGAGCUCGUGGACCACGGCCGCCACCCCUUGCGUUUCAGGCCCUGCGACUUCGACGAAUACGUCAAGUUCCGCUUCGGGCAGCAGAGGCCCGGAUUGAACAGUGCGCUCCAGGAGUUCUGCGGAAUUGGCACCGGCACCAAGUGAAUUACGCUCAGCUAUCUGCCUAUCUGUACUACUACUCCUAUAUGUGUUGUCGUCAUUCGUGCACGUACUCUGUACAUCAUGCAUGUAGUGACCCAGUCAGGCAGUCCGUAGGCUCGGUCGUUCUGCUUGGGUCUUGUUGGGACACCUGUCCGUGUGACGCUCGACUAUUGGUUUGAACACGUUUUUUCUCUAUUAUUAAAGCAUCAGUUUUAACGGUCA
Zea mays is the source of this 1493-nucleotide messenger RNA. Its product is annotated as 2-oxoglutarate-dependent dioxygenase AOP2. The record is from RefSeq and is a predicted model, not a curated record. The transcript has 3 exons. NCBI's taxonomy places the organism in Eukaryota, Viridiplantae, Streptophyta, Magnoliopsida, Poales, Poaceae. The coding region runs from base 291 to 1274 and encodes 327 amino acids.